Messenger RNA from Musa acuminata subsp. malaccensis (wild Malaysian banana), 2663 nucleotides. RefSeq lists its product as uncharacterized. Lineage: Eukaryota; Viridiplantae; Streptophyta; Magnoliopsida; Zingiberales; Musaceae. The record is from RefSeq and is a predicted model, not a curated record.
CUGCUUCGAAAGCGAUUCCCAUUCCUUUCGUCCGAUCGGUUCUCUCCUCGUUGGAUGCUAUUAAUCUCGGCCUUCGACUCCGUCGGAGGCUUCGGUGUGGCCUCCUCGUGGGAUCUGGACCGUCGGAUCGACAUCGAGCGGUCAUGGCGGUGGAUGAGGUGUUCGCCACGGCCGUCGAGGACGGGCUGAAGCUGGCGAAGCGGGUCUACGCCGGGAAGGAACGGCAGUUCGCGGCGCCACCGCGGCCGGCCACGGGGAUGGAGCGGUCGUCGGAGCCGUUCCUGCCGACAGCGCCGAUGGUGUACGCGGUGAUCUCCGACCCGGCGAUCGUCGACAACCCGGACAUCCCUAGCUACCAGCCGCAUGUGUACGGGGCGUGCGACCCGCCGGCGCUGAUCCCGCUCCAGAUGGGGGAUGUCGGGCUGGAGGUGGAGUGCCUCCUGGACGCGGCCUUCGUCGCCGUCAGCGGCCGGUGGCGGGUCCACUGCGUGAUGCGGAACAAGAGCUGCGACUGCCGGCUGGUGGUUCCCAUGGGCGAGCAGGGUUCCAUUCUAGGUGUUGAGGUUGAGGUUGGUGGAAGAUCAUACUAUACCCAGGUGAUUGAACUAGAAGACUAUAUCAUGGAGAACACAGCUAAAAUUGAAGGUGGUGGCCUCCUAAAGCCCCAGAUGUUUUUCUUAACAAUUCCCCAGGUCAAUGGAGGAUCAGAGAUUUCUAUUAAAGUGAGAUGGUCUCAGAAGUUAAUUUAUAAGGAUGGCCAGUUUUUUAUUGCCGUGCCUUUCAAUUUUCCAGAAUACAUCACUCCAUUUGGAAAAGUUUUCUCAAAAAGAGAAAAGAUUCACUUGAAUGUGAAUAUUGGCACUGAAAAGGAGGUUAUGUUGCAGACAACAAGCCAUCCUUUGAAGGAAAAAAGUCGCCAAGCGGGGAAGUUGACUUUUUUGUAUGAAGCAGAUGUUGAAAGCUGGUCAAAUAAAGAUUUUGAUUUUUCAUUUAGUAUUUGUUCAGAUGAUUUUUUCGGUGGCAUACUAUUGAAAUCUCCAACAACACAUGACGUUGACCAGAGAGAGAUGUUCAGCCUUUAUCUUUUUCCAGGAAGUAACCAGAAAACAAAGGCCUUCAAAAAUGAAGUUGUUUUUGUCAUUGACAUAAGUGGAAGCAUGAAGGGGAAGCCCAUCGAGAAUGUUAAGAGUGCAUUAUCUACAUCACUGUUGGAGCUCAGACCAGGAGACUAUUUUGAUAUAAUAGCUUUCAAUGCUGAGUUGCACUCUUUUUCAUCCUGUUUGGAGCCUGCAACUGCAGAUACGAUAGAAAAUGCUAUCCAGUGGAUGAACAAUAAUUUUGUUGCAGAGGGUGGAACAGACAUAAUGCACCCCUUAAAUGAGGCAGUAGGUUUGCUGUCAAGUACAAAAAAUUCAAUUCCGCAAAUUUUUCUCAUAACUGAUGGAGCUGUUGAAAACGAGCGCAACAUCUGUCAUACUCUUAAAACACAUCUGGAAAAUAGUGGAUCAAUUUCUCCUCGAAUUUCAACGUUUGGUGUAGGUUCUUAUUGCAACCAUUACUUCUUGAAAAUGUUGGCAUCAAUCGGGAGGGGACAGUAUGAUGCUGCAUAUGAUUCAGAUUUAAUUGAAAUGUGUAUUCAAAGAUGGUUUCAUAGAGCUUCAUCCACCAUCGUUGCGAAUGUGACUGUUGACUUCUUCAGUUAUCUUGAUGAAUUUGAGGUAUACCCUAUCCAUAUUCCAGAUCUCUCGGGUCAAUGCCCAUUGAUUAUAUCAGGCAGAUGUUAUGGCAAGUUCCCAGAAACUCUUCAAGCUAAGGGAAUCUUGGCUGACAUGAGUGAUACUUUUAUUGACAUGAAGGUGCAGAACACAAAAGAUUUCCCUCUUGAGAAAGCUUUUGUUAAUCAGCAUAUAGAUCUUCUUACAGCUCAGGCAUGGUUUUCUGAAAGCAAACAGCUUAAGGAAAAGGUUACUAAAUUGAGCAUACAAAGUAGCAUUCCAUCGGAGUAUACAUGUAUGGUCUUUCUUCAAAAGGAAACAGAAAAGGACGAGUCACUUAAAAAGGUUAAGAAAAGAGAUUCAAGAAAGCAUGCUGGCUCCAAAGAUAACUUGUUAAUUUUGGUACGAGAUAUGGCCAUUGGAUUUGGAGAUAUAACUGCAACCAUAGAAAAUCACCCUACGGUGCUUGGAGAGCCUAAAGAGCCUGCCACCUCCCUCGUCUACAACAAGGCCAUUGGCUGCUGUAACAGGAUAGCCUACUGCUGCUGUUGCCCAUGCUUCAUAAAGACCUGCUCUAGGCUGAAUGAUCAGCUUGUGAUUGUAAUGACACAGCUCUGCACAGCCCUAUCUUGCCUUGCCUGUUCAGAGUGCUGCACCGAGUUAUGCUUCGGCUCCGAUUAGUCUGAUUUCUUCCCUUGUUCUGCACUUGUAUAUUAUGUUAUUAACUAUGUACAUUUGCCUAUCGUUUACUCUCUGUUGUCAGUUGCUAUAAUGUAUUGUAUUUACGGUUGUAUUUUCAUCUGUAUCAUCUGAUCCAAAUCGCAUAGAAGUGUCAAGAAUAGCUUAUGACCCUUAUAGAGUACCAGGGGUCCUCUUCCUUUGAUGCUACUGGCUUGUAAAUUAUGAGUUGUAUUUGAUAAUAUCAAGAAUAGGUUUUUCCAAACAAAA